AUGAGUAAGACUUCUAAUUGUGCUAUGUUCAAGAAUUUGCCAUCUUCGAGAAUAUUGAAACAGAUCACUAGGUUAAAUAACAUUGCAGGUACGCCAGAAACCGCAUUCAAAUUCAACCCUAAGUACACCAAACUUGAAUUAUUCUUGAUAAAACACAACGUUUCAGGAUCAGCUAUUGGAUUGAAAAAGUUCUGGAGAAAUAAUUUGCCAACAUUAAAAUUUCACAACGAAGAUGUCAAUUUUGUCCUUACUAGGAUCAACACUAGUACAAAGGAAGACAUUUCCAAAUGCCCAUCAAAGAUCGUUGUAUACGAUAAUGCCGAUAAAAAGUACGAAAUAGAUUGUGCUGAUAGACAAGUGAGUGAUAUACUUGCGGAAGUUAUAAAAGUCACCGAAGCAUCCCCAGUCGCAGAGAAGGAAAUCCCAGUUAUCGCUACUCCACAACAAGAUAACUUCAUUUAA
Messenger RNA from Debaryomyces tyrocola, 462 nucleotides. NCBI's taxonomy places the organism in Eukaryota, Fungi, Ascomycota, Pichiomycetes, Serinales, Debaryomycetaceae. The record is from the annotation of a GenBank genome assembly.